AGAUUUUUUUUUCUGUGUUUUGCGUUUUGUUAUUAAAAUGUGUUUUGUUUUUGUGUUCAAAUGAGCUCUUGCAUUAUUACCAGUUAUUCAAUUAGCUGGCUUCUAGGUUCUGCAUUAGCAUUAGCGUAAAACCGAGAGUUUUAUACCAGCUACUGUUGCUAAAAAAAUUAUGUCUACCUUUACUGACCACAGAUACGAAUAUCAGGAAAGUAAUGGGCUUUCGUUAACCAAAGCAGUGGAGGAUGUCAGUCAACAUGGCUACGCCCAGAUGAAGGCCCUGAAAGAGAAACAGAGAACAUUCAGCAUCCUGCAGGAAGCUCUUGUAGAUGUUGAGAAGGAAGGUGAGACUUCCAAGCAGGAGCUAAGAUCUAAAGAGAGGGAAGUUCUGAUGCUUGAAUGUGAGGUGGAGCAUCUGGAGAGACAAACUAAAGUCCUCCAUGAUCACUGUUUAUCUAUUAGCAAGGAAAUCACAGAACUGCAGGUUCUUAUUUGUGAGGAGGAGGAGAACACUCGCCUGGUGGUGGGAAGGUUUGUCACUUAUCGAAGGAAGAUGGAGGAUCACAGAGCAGCUGUGUUGCAUGCUAUGAGCCAGACGGAGGCUCAUAAAGAGCUGGAGAGGAAGAAGGUGAUGGUCCAGAUGCUGACUCAGAAGAGAGAUCAGCUGAGGGAGGAGAAUCCAAAUGGAAACACGACAAGGAUGGCGAAGAGAGAAAUUGAUGCUUUAAAGAAAGACAUCUCUGAAAGGAAGACAACCAUAGCUGAGAGGAGAGAGCAGCUGAGGAAUGAGUGUGAGACUCACACCCAGUUAAAGAAAGACAUAGAGAUUCAGAACAGGCGCCAUGAAGCCAUCAUCAAGCGCCUCCGUUGCCAAGUCAGCAGAGCUCAGGCCGUCCACAGGGAGACGUCGGAUGAUGUCUAUCACCUGCAGAGGCAGCUAGCUGAGCUCAAGAGGCGGCGAGAGUCAUCACAAGACUCAACGGUCAGUGAUCAUUAAACUGUGGUGUCAGGCUUGUUGACUCUAGAUCACCUGUUCUGUUACGAGGAUAAAAGUAGGCCUUCACAAUUUUGAUAGUUCAGGAAAGGUUUGUUGUUGUUACUACAGUUAAAAAACAGGGGGCAGCAUUGUCUGUUUAAUAUAUGCUUUUGGCUGUUCAUUACUUCAGCUGUAAUAUAUACUGGGUUCACACCAAAUAUGAAUGUAUUAA
Melanotaenia boesemani (Boeseman's rainbowfish) is the source of this 1205-nucleotide messenger RNA. RefSeq names its product coiled-coil domain-containing protein 122-like. The record is from RefSeq and is a predicted model, not a curated record. Lineage: Eukaryota; Metazoa; Chordata; Actinopteri; Atheriniformes; Melanotaeniidae. The transcript has 6 exons. Bases 170 to 994 code for a protein of 274 amino acids.